UAUAGAAAGACGCACAAUACGUUGUGCCGCUUCAUAGUAGAGCUCGACACUGUCUUGCUUCCUAGUAGUGGGUGCACAUUGCUUGUGAAGUACAAGACAGAGAAUGUAUGUGUCGGGUCUGAACACAGAGGUAAGGGUGCCUCGACUCAAGGUUGUGACAUGUGGACUGUACUUACUGUUGUUACUUGGGACCACUAGGGGUCAGGAUGACCACCAUAUACUUCGACUACACAAUGACAUCAUCAAAAACAACAACCCCAAAGUUAGACCUGUCAAGAACAGCAGUGACACCAUUACAGUCUCUUUACAACUUUAUCUUCUCAGCAUGUCUGAUUUUGAUGAAGUGACUCAGACAGUGACAGCUAAUGGGUUUCUCUUAGUUAUCUGGAAAGAUGAGUUCCUAACUUGGAACGCCAGCGAGUAUGGAGGAGUCAGUGAAAUAAGUCCUGACUAUGGGAUGGUGUGGAGACCUUACAUCACUAUUCGUAACGUGGUGGAUAGUGUUGAACCCCUGGGACUCGACUUCGGGAUCAUUAAAGUGACAGCAGAUGGAAUUGUGAAUUGGGCACCUGGCGAUACCUUCAAGACUUUCUGCCAAAUGGAUGUUACCAAUUUUCCUUUGGAUGAACAAGAAUGUACUUACAGUACGUUUAAUUGGGGAGAUAGUCUGAAAGAAGUGGAUUUACAACCGAUCAAUAACUCUAUAGGAUUAGACCUGUUCAAUGCUAACAGCCAAUGGGAUAUCAUGUACACAUCUGCGCAAAGAGUGAUCAAUGAAGCAAACAACACGUCAUAUCCAUUUGUUAACUUUAAAAUGACCCUGAAGAGAAAGCCAUCCCUUGCGAUACUGACAACUCUCCUGCCUGUCCUGAUGCUGGGAUUAGUCAAUGUGGUGGUGUUCCUCAUUCCUGUGGAGUCUGGAGAGAAGCUGUCCUUUGCGAUCACAGUUUUGCUCUCUUUCACUGUUUCCCUGUCUUUCGUCACUGGACUGCUGCCACAGAACGGUGACAGUAUACCCGUAUUUACGAUCUUCAUUGUUGGCCAGUUUGUAAUGAGCUCUAUCUACGUGUUUCUGACCAUCUGGAUCGUACAAGUGUUCCACCGAGACGCUGCCAUCAGACCCGUUCCCUCCUGGAUGGGGCGUCUGACAAGGUCCUGGGAGAGAUGCUUCUGUGGCACUCCAGCUGUGGGAAACAAGGAGAACUUGGCGAUGGCAGCUUGCGAAUGUCUAUCUGUGUCUUGGAUUAGGGUUAGCAAAAUGGCGGACAGGAUUAUGUUCUGUGUGUUUUUUAUUGCUUACACCGUAACAACAGUCAUUUCUACUCUUAAGAUAGCAUAUUUGUAACAUCCGAAAAACCACAACAAUUUUAAGAUCUCGUGGACUUAACCACUCAGGGAUUCAUUUCUGGCUAUUUUACCUUAUCACUUGUUGUUUGUAUACAUGUAUGUUUGAAAGUGUGUUGAGGGCAUAGUUCAAUUGUUCCAUGUGAAUGUUCAUGGAUACACCAAUGUUUUAUUCUUAAGAUUGUUCAUGUGUUAUUCCAUUGGUUACUUUAUGUAUUAUCCCAUGUGUAAUUGACGCUUUCCUGUGUCAGCUCCAACAGUGUCUUUAACAUGUAAAUGUUGUGGUUUUACAAGUUUAUAGGCGUGUCUAUAUAGUUAUAUAAUAUAUUUGUUGACGUCUCCAUUUAUUGAUCACCUGCAUGAUGUCCAUGUGGUAAGAUAAUACUUUAAGCUGCGUAGGUAUGUGUGGUAUAAAUUUUCAAAACGAUCCUAGUUAAACUUAAUCUUAUUUUCCUUUGUUGAUUAGGCAUUUUCGAAACUCUCUGCAACUUGUCGCAUAUAGUACAAAGCCACGACACCUAUCAUUGACGGAGACUCAUUUGUGUUUGAAUGCUUUUCAAUGACGUCACUGGGAUUUCCCAACAAACAUGGACAAACAAUGUAAAUGUUGGAUAACACACUCAAUGAUGUUUCCAUGCGUUGGAAGACAAUUUUGUUGGCUCACGUUUUUUUAUAUCAUUGUGGAAAUACACUUUUAGUGGGGUGACUGCAAUCACAGUGCUGCUGUUUAUCCCUGCUGUAUCCCUGACCUUCAUCACUGGACUCCAGCCACAGAACGCUGGUAGAAUACCCAUUUACGAUCUUCAUUCCUCCCUGUUUGUGACGAGCUCUAUCUACGUGUUUCUGACCAUCUGGAUGGUGCAAGUGUUCUAUCGGGACGCUGCAAUCAGGCCUGUUCCCUCCUGGAUGGGGCGUAUAACAAGGGCCUGGGAGAGAUGCUUCUGUGGCACUCCUGCUGUGGGAAACCAGGAGACCGUGCCACAGGAAAGGAUGUCAAAGGAAUCAUGGAAUCCCCCAUCAAUGACUUGGAAACGAGUCAGCAGAUUAAACAAAUCUUUUCUCUUGUUUGUUUUAAUGCUGUUCGUCCUAACAACAGUGAUUAGUUUUCUUAAGAUAGCAUAUUUCUGACAUGUCAAAAACUACGGUCACGUUCAUCACGUGAGCUAUAAACGCUUAACCUAUGAACUUAUAAACUGUAACAGAAUAACAUAUAGGCAAUGCGAACAUACGACACCAAACCAUUUGAUGAGUCAGUGUUAGUAUAUGUAAAUAAUUGUCUCCAUCCUAAUGGGAAUAGGUUGAUCGCGCCCCAUACGAUAAGGUUCAUAGUUGACACAAGCUUGUUUACUUUUAAGUUUACAAUAUGUUUGGUAUUGCUAGAGGCAUCGGUCACUCACUCUAUUGACAGUUCUGUUUGUUGCCUAUUACCGUACUUGUGAGUAAUUCAAUCGACGUAUUCCUUUACUAUGGAUAUUUCUCUCCACAUGUCUGUCCACGUGUUCAUAUGUAAGUGUUAUUUCCAUUGUCUGUUGAUAUUUGUUUGUUUGUUAGUUUGUUGUUUAACGCCACACUCGGCAAUAUACCAGCAAUAUGACGAUGGUCUGUAGAUAAUCAAGUCUGGACCAGACAAUCUAGUGCGACAAACAUGGUCGCCAUUUAAGAUAAACACGGGUCGUUGAAGACCUAUUCUAACCCGGAUCUUCACGGUUGUUUUAUUGAAGCAUCCAUGCAUUAUAUAUUAUACUUCUGCUGAAGUAUUACGUCAGUAGUAUAGCACUGGUUUUCUGUAUCCCUAUGAUGGACAUCAUUACAUCUUGACAAUAGUUUCAAUUCGGAAAGAUUAACAUUCUCAGUAAUAAAUCCUCU
Haliotis rufescens (red abalone) is the source of this 3210-nucleotide messenger RNA. RefSeq names its product neuronal acetylcholine receptor subunit alpha-7-like. NCBI's taxonomy places the organism in Eukaryota, Metazoa, Mollusca, Gastropoda, Lepetellida, Haliotidae. Gene Ontology annotation, cellular component: neuron projection; membrane; synapse. Bases 104 to 1345 code for a protein of 413 amino acids. Gene Ontology annotation, biological process: monoatomic ion transmembrane transport; signal transduction; chemical synaptic transmission. The record is from RefSeq and is a predicted model, not a curated record. The transcript has a single exon. Gene Ontology annotation, molecular function: extracellular ligand-gated monoatomic ion channel activity; transmembrane signaling receptor activity; neurotransmitter receptor activity.